GGUGAAGGGCCCUUCCUGGUCUCAGGCUUCGGGGUUGACUUUGAAGAGGAGCCGGCGACAGCGGUUUUGGUGCUGUGCUGACAUUGCUGCUGCAGGGAGCUGAGCGGAGAGCAUUCCCGAGCUGGGAAACCACAACAUGAUCCAGAAAAGUUCUUUGGCGUAGAGGGAGCAUAUUGCAAACUUACGGGAGAUUCACCCUUGCCUAACAAGCCAAUCAGACCCUCCAGGCGACCUGCCACUCAGAAGUGGUGAAGGGCCCUUCCUGGUCUCAGGCUUCAGGGUUGACUUUGAAGAGAAGCCAGCGACAGCGGUUUUGGUGCUGUGCUGACAUUGCUGCUGCAGGGAGCUGAGCGGAGAGCAUUCCCGAGCUGGGAAACCACAACAUGAAGGCAGUGACCUAUGAUGAUGUAUACAUCAACUUCACUUGGGAAGAGUGGGCUUUGCUGGAUCCUUCCCAGAAGGAGCUCUAUGAAGAUGUGAUGCUAGAGACCUACAGGAACCUCAGGAGUAUAGGUUACAGUUGGGAAGAUCAUAACAUUGAAGAAAAUUAUCAAAUUUCUAGAAGACAAAAGAGGAACUAUAGAAACCAAACUGGUGAGAAACCUGAAUACACUCAAUGUGCUGAAGCCUUUGCAUAUGGCUGUCAUCUUCAAAAACAUGAAAAACCACAUACUAGAGAGAAAUCCUAUGAAUGUAAUCAGUGUGGUAAAGCCUUUGCAUUUCGUAGUAAUCUUCAAAACCAUGAAAGAACACAUACUGGAGAGAAACUGUAUGAAUGUAACCUGUGUGGUAAAGCCUUUGCAUUUCCUAGUAAUCUUCAAAACCACAAAAGAACACAUACUGGAGAGAAACCUUAUGAAUGUAAUCUGUGUGGUAAAGCCUUUGCAUUUCCUAGUAAUCUUCAAAACCACAAAAGAACACAUACUGGAGAGAAACUGUAUGAAUGUAAUCUGUGUGGUAAAGCCUUUGCAACUAAAUGUAAUCUUCAAAGUCAUGAAAGAACACAUCCUGGAAAGAAACCCUAUGAAUGUAAUCAGUGUGGUAAAGCCUUUGCACGUCACAAUUCUCUUAAAAUUCAUGAAAGAACACAUACUGGAGAAAAACCCUAUACAUGUAAUCUGUGUGGUAAAGCGUUUGCACAUCACAAUUCUCUUAAAAGUCAUAAAAUAACACAUACUGGAGAAAAACCCUAUACAUGUAAUCUGUGUGGUAAAGCGUUUGCAGUUCAACAUACACUUAAAAUCCAUAAUGAAAUACAUACUAAAGAAAAACCCUAUGAAUGUAGUCUGUGUGGUAAAAGGUUUCAUUAUCACAGUCGUCUUCGAACGCAUGAAAGAACCCAUACUGGGGAGAAACCCCAUGAAUGUAAUCUGUGUGGUAAAGCCUUUUCACGUCUUAGUCAUCUUCAGAGUCAUAAAAGAACACAUACUGGAGAGAAACCCUAUGAAUGUAAUCAGUGUGGUAAAGCCCUUUCUUGUCAAAGCUCUCUUCGAAGGCAUAAAAGAACACAUACUGGAGAGAAACCCUAUGAAUGUAAUCUGUGUGGUAAAGCCUUUAGACAUCCUUCUUUUCUUCAACGUCAUGAAAGAACACAUACUGGAGAGAAGCACUAUGAAUGUGAUCAGUGUGGUAGACCCUUCGCAUAUAAAUUUAAUCUUAAAAUUCAUAAGAGAAUACAUACUGGAGAGAAACCCCAUGAAUGUAAUCUCUGUGGUAAAGCUUUUUCAGUUCCAUAUAAGCUUAAAGUCCAUAAAAGAACACAUAUUGGAAAAAUACCCUAUGAGUGUAGUCUGUGUGGUAAAAUGUUUCAUUAUCACAGGCAUCUUCAAAUGCAUGAAGGAACCCAUAUUGGAAAGAAACCCCAUGAAUGUAAUCUGUGUGGUAAACCUUUUGGACGUCUUAGUCAUCUUCAGCGUCAUGAAAGAACACAUACUAGAGAGAAACCCUAUGAAUUUAAUCAGUGAGGUAAAGCCUUUUCUUGUCAAAGCUCUCUUCUAAAGCAUAAACGAACACAUAACUGGAGAGAAACCUUAUGAGGAAAGAAGUGUGGUAAAGCCUUUGCAUGUCAUAGUUCUCUUCAAGAUCAUGAGGGAACACAUACUGGAGAGAAAUCCCAUGAAUGUAAUCCAUGUGGUAAAGUCUUUGCAUGUCAAAGUGUUCUUGGAAUGCAUAAAGAAAAAACAGUGGAGCCAAAGCCUAUGAAUGUAAUGUGUGUCUUACAGUCUUUGCAAAUAACAGUCAUCUUCAAUGGCAUAAAAGAACAAAUACUGGAGAGAAACCCUCGAAAUGUUAUCAGUGUGGUAAAGCCAUUACACUCUUCUUCAAAUGCAUAAAAGGACUCAUACUUGAGUGGAACUCUGAAUGCAGUCAGUGUGGUGAAGCCUUUACUGACCAGUUAUAUUAAAAGGCAUAAACGGACUCAGUCUGGAGAAAAACUUUCUAAUCAAUGUGGUUAAUCUUUUAUAUCAUAAUAGUCAUCUUCAAAUGCGUAAAAGAACACAUACUUGAGAGAAAUCUUAUGCAGUCUUCAAAAUCAUGAGAAAAAGUCAUCCAAUUUUGAAACUCCAUAAAUGUCCUCAGUUUUAAAAAGUUUUUCAGUCAUAAAAUUUUUGUGUACAUUCAAUUUGAUAACGACUUUGCAUAUUACAAUUGUCAUUGUUACCUAGAAUGGAUACUGAUGUCUUUUUAUUGUAAAGUAUUUGGUAAGAUCUUUAGCCAAUAUUCUUACUGUGCUGAUAUUUUGUUUAUGCUUUAACAUGCAAAGCUUACCUGAAGGUCAGAGUGCUGUGAUGUGAUAGGCUAUAGUUAGCCACAGAGCGCAGGCAGUGGUGACACACAUCUUUAAUCCCAGCAGUCAAGAGGCAGGGGCAGGUGGUUCUCUGUGAUUUCUAGGCCACCUUGGAUACACUAGAUUGACCACUCUAAAAGAGAAACAGCAAGGCAGUUGUGGCUCACAUAUUUAAUAUUGGAAUUUGUAAACCAUGUGCCAUUAAUUCUAGCACUUGGGAGGUGGAGACAGGAUGGUAUAUGACUUGGCAGAGAGAAGAACAUAAGGCAGGAGGAAAAAGGAGAUUAGCCCAUUAAGACUGAGGAUUUGUAGAGACAGGGUCUUCCCCACUUUGUUCUGAGGAUUUGGUAAAGGUAAAUAAUUUCUCUGAUGGCUUGCUCCUUUAUUUCUGUGAUCUUUCAGCAUUUACCCCGAUAUAUGAGUCCAGGUUUAUAUUACUAAGACUAAUUAGAAAUUGUGCUAUGACUUACAAUCAGUUAAGCAACAGUAACUUUUCUCUAGAAAUAAACUGACAGUGUCAACAAUCUCUUCAAGGAUUAUGAUGUCCAUUUUUGUAUUGUGUGCACUGUGAAACUCAUAGGAAAAAUGAAUUCAUGAAUUUUUGAUACCUUAUGUGUAGGCUAAAAGGUUAGCCAUAGGAAUACAUUCUGACCUUGAAACCAGGGCCAAGCAAACACGCUUUGCCCCUGAAUCCAGAGCCAGUAAAAGAAUCACACUCUACCAUGACCAACUGAACACAAAAUCACUCCGUAUGCUUGAAACCAACCAAUCCCUGAUCAUGAAAUCCAGCCAAUCUCUGUUUUAAUUGAGCAAUUGAUGUCUGACUGGUUUCCACCCUGAAAAUCUUAUCCAUGGAAAAUCUCUGCCCUAAGCAACUCUGUAUCAACCCUGUGGUUGUUGAGUUAGCAGCUGCCCUUUUCUACACUUGGAGAGGCAGUCACUCUCCUGGAUUCCUCCCUCUCAAAUAAAUCUCUUGAGUGAGUUUUGAAUAAAGACCUGUCUCUGGAGUUUAUUCUUCCAAAAGAGAG
Molecule: messenger RNA, 3816 nt
Organism: Chionomys nivalis (European snow vole)
Lineage: Eukaryota; Metazoa; Chordata; Mammalia; Rodentia; Cricetidae
Product: zinc finger protein 431-like
Exons: 5
Coding region: 384-1964 (526 amino acids)
Biological process (GO): regulation of DNA-templated transcription
Source: RefSeq, a predicted model, not a curated record